AAACUUCAAAAAUCCCACUACCGUAAAAAAUGUGUAUGUUACUGUUGCUGUGUUGUUCUUGUUAUUUACUACUGACCACAGUGAGCCACAAACCUUCAGUCUAACAAUGAACAUCUAGGCUAAUUUGCAGUUGUGUACUAAGUAUUCUAUUUGGCGUUUUGUCUCUUCCUUCUUUUGUUCUGUCUUUAUUUUCAUCUUUAACUUCCUUUCCGUUCUCAAACUUUGCCGUGAGGAUAAUUAACAGGAAAGAUUUUCUGCUGGAUAUAAUGUGUUCAUUGCUUUAUGUUGGCAGGACUGGAACUUUGAGAAAAUAUUUUUUGGACAAUUUAAAAAUAUUAGAUUGCCUGCCCUUUUAUUUAAAUUCACUAUAUCUAUACCUGAAAAAGAAAAACAACCAAAGAAACAAACAGAUGCCCUUGAAGCUUUGCUACGACCAUAUAGCGUCAGUAUCACACAAGUAAGACGUAGCCGUUUGUUUAUGGAACACUUUAAAAAAUCACCAAUUGAGUUGAAACGGUCUUGAAACUCAAACUACCUGAUGUUACCAGCCACGUCUGUCAAUGGUCUCAUUUUUUCUGCUUUGAAAGCUAAUGAUAUAGAUUGGCAUGUCUUACCCCAUGAAUCUUAGGUUUAGAAAAACUGAAUAGAGUCGAAUUCCCUCGACAACCGCCCAUUGUAGGGGAGAAAAGGUUGUCUUAGACUGAAGAACGUCUUGGGCAGUGUCAUGAUCAUAGAAAAAAAGUAAAGGGGGAAAUGGGAAUUGGCCAUUUGGACAUGUGAUCGUUUUGGACAGGUGGCCAUGUUCGACUGUGUCAGCCACUCUCAAAGAAACUUUUUAAAAAUCGUAUAGAAAAAUAGAAAUAGCAAAAUAUUGGCGUAUUUCUUCUACCUGUAUGCCUCCUGGGAAGCAGAGAAUAUUUUAAAGUAUUCUAGGGUCUCCUAUGGUAAUUAUAUAGAUUGUAAAGCGCAGAGAUCAUUUUGUUGGGCUGAGGUAAGCGCUAAACAAUAAAUGCUAUCUAUUUUGUAUUCAUUUUAUCCAGAUUAUUUGCGCUUUAAUGAACAAAUCUGAGUCGAUAGCGCCGUUAAACACCUACUUUAACUCAAAUUCCAACUCCAGCCCAAACCCAAACCCAAAACCCAAAUCCAAACUCAAAACCAAACCCAAACUCAAACGCCAACUCAAACUCAAACCAUCACAAUUAUCCCCCCCACAGGUGAAGAUCUGGUUCCAGAACCGGCGAGCCAAGGCCAAGAGACUGCAGGAGGCGGAGCUGGAGAAGCUGAGGAUGGCAGCCAAGCCGAUGAUGCCUCCGCUGCUGAGCAUGGGCUUCCCCGUGAGUCUGUACAGCGGCUUCCCGCGGGGCCCCAUGGUGCCUCAGGGGGUCAUCUCGCCCUUCUCACUGCACAACGCCGCCGCGGGGCUGCAGUCCGGCGUCUCCUACCUGCACUGAGCACACCUGUGACCUCAUGAGUUUGUGCUUGGUUUUGUAGACACUCUAGCCAAGAAGGAAGUCUAUAGGCCUAAUGGCGUUGAGAAUCUGUAUGACGUUAUAAGAGCUCUGAACAUCUCUAUGACGUUAUAUGAGCUCUGAGCAUCUCUGUCACGUUAUAUGUGUUCUGAGCCUUUCUAUGACGUCAUAUGACAGAGUUUAUUAGACAGUCCCAAAGUCCAGAGUCUCCAACCUGUGUUGAAGCAGAGUGUGACGUCAUGAGGAGGAUCGCCCUGACAUGAAAUGUCAUGCAAACACACCUAGAGACGUUGCUGGGAACACCCUCUAUAAAUGAGUAAAGAGCAACCCAUUUCUCGGUUGAGCCAGAGCUGACAUCGUGUACUGAACUACAGUUAUUCAAAUUUGACUUUGACUGUAAGGAUGAAAACAGCUCUUUAUCUAAACUUAUUUUCCCUCACCCAAGUUGAGAAGAAACCUAGGCUACCAUUCUCCAAUCCGAUCUCAGUCAAGGGUCCGGAAAUAUACUGACCUAUGCCAAUGCGACGAGCUCAGAUAAUUGAUCGCAUUAAAGUUUAAUUUAAGAAACAAUUCUAACUUAUGACCGCGGCAAUCAAACCCAACCAACAAGCAGAAUGUUGUGUUAUAUCCGAUCGAUCCACGACGAAAAUGUCACCGCCGGGAAAAAGAAAUUGAGUAUCUUUUUCCCGCUGAUGUAUGUUCCGAUCCUCUCCUGUUAAAAGUAAGCUCUCAAUGUUUUUUCUUUGUCUACAAGCGAGAUGGGACUGCCGGUGAAAACAAAAGAGAAUAACAAUACCAUUAUGUGCUUGAAAUGAACGCUGAUGACAUAAGCUGGUGAAACAAUGUGUACGUUCGUAGAACAAGUCAAGUGCAAGGCUUGGAGUUGGAGUCAGCCAAGGACUGGGUUUGACGAGUGCUGAAUGGUCUUCAAACCCUACCCUCCACCCCCACUCUCUCUCUCUCUCUCUCUCUCUCUCUCUCUCUCUCUCUCUCCUCAUUUAGACAUGCAUGUGUCUCUAUCACUCUCUUUGUGUGCUGGGAUGGGCAUAGUAUGAGUGUCUGCCUUUGUGUCUGCGUGUUUUGUGCUUUUCCAAGCAAGUAAUAUUGGAUUUACCUGUUCUAGGAAUGGACUGGGUACAGUGUCCCAAAUCAAUGUUUGAAUAUUUUCUGUCCUGUUAUUAAUGAACUAGUUGUCCUUUGUCAAGACAUUGAAUAUGGAACGUAAAAUGAUGCUGUUUUAGUUUGAGAUUCGGAACCAAAUCGCUUUCAAUCUGUUUAUUAAAAUAAUUAUGAAUGAUCUCUUCUGGAAAAUAAAAAUUCUGUCAUCUCA
This is a messenger RNA of Aplysia californica (California sea hare), 2799 nucleotides long. Its product is annotated as homeobox protein MSX-2-like. Gene Ontology annotation, molecular function: DNA-binding transcription factor activity, RNA polymerase II-specific; RNA polymerase II transcription regulatory region sequence-specific DNA binding. Gene Ontology annotation, cellular component: nucleus. Gene Ontology annotation, biological process: regulation of transcription by RNA polymerase II; embryonic morphogenesis. The record is from RefSeq and is a predicted model, not a curated record. The transcript has a single exon. NCBI's taxonomy places the organism in Eukaryota, Metazoa, Mollusca, Gastropoda, Aplysiida, Aplysiidae. Bases 1056 to 1451 code for a protein of 131 amino acids.